UAACCAAGGACUCUUUUUUGCCCUUCUCACACCUUUGAAGUGGGAGCCUCUUGAGGCAAGUCAGCAAGAAUGUGGCUCUUGCAGCCGAGGGUCUGGGGGGCCGCUGGGCUGCCCAAGGCGGAGGGGCUGCGACAAGCCCUGGUGGACUGAUAACUUUAAAAGGGCAUCUUCUGCUGGCUCCUCACUCAGCCGCUUUAUCGCUGCAAGUGACAGAAUGGGGAGGGUUCCGUCCCUCUUGCGUACUCGGGGAGCUGGGGGGCUAUAAAAAGAGGAGGCGCUGGGCAGCUGGGAGACAGGGACGGAUGAAGGCCAGGAGAGGGAAGCCAGAGGAGAGGGACGAGAGGCAGCAAGCAUCGGAUCGCUCCUUGGCCAACGCCAGCAUGGCCUCCCUCUCCACCAUCACCGUGGGCUUCCUCCUCUUCCUGGCGUUUCAGCUCCCAGGUCAAUCUGAAGCUAAUCCCGUGUACAACGCCGUGUCCAACGCAGACCUGAUGGAUUUCAAGAAUUUGCUGGACCAUUUGGAGGACAAGAUGCCUUUAGAAGAUGAGGCUGUGCCCCUGCAAGCUCUAAGCGAGCAGAACGAUGAAGCUGGAGCAGCUCUCGGCCCUCUCCCCGAGGUGCCUCCCUGGGCCGGGGACGUCAGCCCAGCCCAGAGAGAUGGGGGUGCCCUCGGGCGGGGCCCCUGGGACUCCUCCGACAGAUCCGCCCUCCUGAAAAGCAAGUUGAGGGCGCUGCUCGCUGCCCCUCGGAGCCUGCGGAGGUCCAGCUGCUUUGGGGGCAGGAUUGACAGGAUUGGAGCCCAGAGUGGACUGGGCUGCAACAGCUUCCGGUACCGGAGAUAACAGCCAAGGAGGAAAAGGUGGGCCAGGGCCCGGGCAGACGGCGAGAGACUCAUCCCCUGGGCUCUCUCACGCGACUUUGUCUCAUCCCGUUGCCAUCAAGCCGAGUUGUGAUAAGCACCCAGUUCGAGCUGCAGCUUCCUGUCAACAUUUCUCACAUUUUAUGCUAAAUGUAGAUACAGUGGUCUCAUUGUGGCUUCCUGGCCUCUCCAACCCCAUGCAUUACAUUUUAGGGUAGACCCUCACCUGUUACUGAAAGCCGUUUGAAAAAUGAAUAAACUUCAGCACCAUGGACAGAAGACAAA
This is a messenger RNA of Propithecus coquereli (Coquerel's sifaka), 1144 nucleotides long. RefSeq names its product natriuretic peptide A (gene NPPA). NCBI's taxonomy places the organism in Eukaryota, Metazoa, Chordata, Mammalia, Primates, Indriidae. Gene Ontology annotation, biological process: neuropeptide signaling pathway; receptor guanylyl cyclase signaling pathway; negative regulation of systemic arterial blood pressure. The record is from RefSeq and is a predicted model, not a curated record. Bases 303 to 842 code for a protein of 179 amino acids. The transcript has 3 exons. Gene Ontology annotation, cellular component: nucleus; cytoplasm; extracellular region. Gene Ontology annotation, molecular function: hormone activity; hormone receptor binding.